GAGUACAGCUGGACGGGUUCGAGCCUCUGCGCCGGCUCUCUCUGCUGCUGAGCUUUGAACAAGUAGCUUUAGGAGCACGUUGUUGUUGGCUGUGGGGAUAAGACCAGUUACUGGCGUGCAAAGGGUUGAUCACUGACCUGAAGUGGAAAUCGGGGCGCAGAAGUCAACUCAGAUUUUGCACUUGGAACGCAAUGCCAAGCGCCUGUCAAGGCCAGGUUCUAGUUUGGACCCUAGCUUGGGGUAGGGUUUCAGUAAGCGGAAGACAGAUGUGGACUUCCUGGGCUGUGCUUCCGUUGGUACUGGACAGUGGACUCUGACCUGGGACAGUGCAACCCUCCACCUCCCUCUCCUGUCGCCUACUGUCCCUGACAGGCCAGCCAUGCUGUCCCCUAGGGCUGUGUUGUUCACUCUGCUCUUGACAACCAGUUCGCUGACCCAAAGGGCUCGAAAGCCCUCUAGGUCUACAUCCCCCAUCAGCACCAUCCAGGCCCAGGCCAAUUUCAAUGCUCAACAGUUUGCAGGGACAUGGUUCCUUGUGGCAGUGGGCUCUGCGUGCCGCUUUCUUCAGGAGCAGGGCCACCGGGCUGAGGCCACCAAAUUGCACACAGCUCCUCAGGGUGCAGCUAUGGCUGUCAGCACCUUCCGAAAGCUAGAUGGGAUCUGUUGGCAGGUACGCCAACUCUUUGGAAAUACAGGGGUCCCUGGUCGAUUCUUGCUCCAAGGGGCUCGUGUGCCAGUGCAUGUGGUUGUUGCUGAGACUGACUACCAGAACUUUGCCAUCCUGUAUCUGGAGAAGGCGAGGAAGCUGUCUGUGAAACUCUAUGUCCGCUCAUUGCCAGUGAGUGAUUCUGCCCUGGAUGUGUUUGAGCAGCGAGUCAGGGGAGCCAACCUGACAGAACACCAGAUCUUUUUCUUUCCCAAGUAUGGUUUCUGCGAGACUGCGGACCAGUUCCACAUCCUGAAUGAGUUACCGAGAUGAGGCCACCUGGUGGGGAAGCUGUGGACAGUGGACUGGCCUUCCAGAGUUCUGAGAAUCCUGAACCUUGGAGUCUCUCCUGUUUGUCCCUAGAAGCAACCCCUUCAUAUAUCUGUGUUGUUCUGGGGCUUUCCAGUAAACAUCAGACUUGGCCAUGGA
This is a messenger RNA of Phodopus roborovskii (desert hamster), 1135 nucleotides long. RefSeq names its product complement C8 gamma chain (gene C8g). Gene Ontology annotation, biological process: complement activation. The transcript is spliced from 7 exons. The coding region runs from base 380 to 979 and encodes 199 amino acids. Gene Ontology annotation, cellular component: membrane attack complex. NCBI's taxonomy places the organism in Eukaryota, Metazoa, Chordata, Mammalia, Rodentia, Cricetidae. The record is from RefSeq and is a predicted model, not a curated record.